AUGUUUUCAACAAGAUUCAUCUUGGUGAUGACCCUCUUCAGGCUCAUCACUCCUAACCAAGCCUUGAUCACCCUGGACUACUGCCUCCUGAGUUGUGGCGACGUCAACCACACCAUGUGCGACUACCUCCCAGGGGGCGGCCCGGAGUGUGGGGAGUUCCAGGGGGGGUUGUCAGAGGAAGAGGAGAAACUCAUCGUGGAUCUGCACAACCGUCAUCGGCAAAAGAUAGCUUCUGGAGACCACGACCAGCCUCAUGCCGCAGAUAUGCUGGAAGUGAUUUGGGACCGAGAGGCAGCCAUCAUCGCACAAAGAUGGGCCGACCAGUGUGACGUACUGGGCCACGACAAGUGUAGACGAACACUCCACGCGAAACAUGUAGGACAGAACACUGCGUGGAUGAAGGGCGUGGACUAUCCGGGCAGACGUCGCAACAGAGCUGACGUCAUCGAGUACUUCAUCACCGGGUGGUUCAACGAGGUGGAGAACUACCCAGGGGACGUUGACGGGUUCAAUCCUACAGAUCAAGAACUUCCGAAGUUUGCCCACUACACCCAGCUGGUAUGGGGGUCCACGGCGGAGUUGGGGUGUGGGUUUGUACAAUGGGUGACUGAUAUAGAGUACGAGUACAAACUUGUGUGUAAUUACGUCCCCGGGGGCAAUCUGAGGGGGUUGCGGGUUUACAGAAGGGGGGAACCAUGCUCUGGAUGUCCUUUGUUCACCAAGUGUAGCGAAACGUAUCCUGGCUUGUGUGCGGCUCACGAUUGGAGUAGAAUUGGGGACGUUAAGACAGUAGAUACUGAGGAAAAGCAAAAAGACAUAAUUGAUCAAAGAGAAGAAUGUGAGAAAGAAGAUAAAGACGAAGAAGAAGAAAUUGAAGAAGAAGAGGCCAUUGAAAGCCCCAUAGAAGACACCAUACACCCCAUGGGUAGUGACGUUAGUGUUAGUGAGGAGGAAACUAUAGAAAAUUACUCCAAAGGCCAUGGCCAUGCUCUAAGGUCAUUUUUAAUCGUGACAAUUUUUACCGUAAUUUUAAACUGUUAUUUAUUUAAAAUGGUGACUGUUAAUUAA
Macrosteles quadrilineatus (aster leafhopper) is the source of this 1068-nucleotide messenger RNA. RefSeq names its product venom allergen 5 2-like. The transcript has a single exon. Bases 1 to 1068 code for a protein of 355 amino acids. Lineage: Eukaryota; Metazoa; Arthropoda; Insecta; Hemiptera; Cicadellidae. The record is from RefSeq and is a predicted model, not a curated record.